Molecule: messenger RNA, 2481 nt
Organism: Sporisorium graminicola
Lineage: Eukaryota; Fungi; Basidiomycota; Ustilaginomycetes; Ustilaginales; Ustilaginaceae
Exons: 1
Coding region: 1-2481 (826 amino acids)
Source: RefSeq, a predicted model, not a curated record
AUGGUAACACUGACGGCCACCAGCGCAGCAGCCGAGUCGAGAAUCUCACCACCUCCGCUUGCUUCGCUUCAGGCCCCUCUAGCCUCGCUUCCACCGCCUCCGCUGCAGCCACGCGUCCCCCGCGCACCCAUCCGCAUCAUCGUCCUCUGCGAUGGCACGGCCCAAGCACGCAACUGGGUCAAGACCACGCUCAACACGGCCACUCGCCUCGGCCACGGAGGACUGCAUGCAUCCUCCACUCUCACCAAUGACGCGGAUCGAGGCGACCAGGGCGAUAGGAAGCGCAACUCCAGCAAAGCGAAGACGACAGCGUCUCCAGCAGCCGAAUCGGGUGACUUUUUCACCAACGUUGCGCUGCUUGCCAAGUGCAUUUCACAGUCGAGCGGUGUCGCUACCACAUCACCGACUCCUCCUCAAUCUCCCACCCUUGGCAGCAAUGGCACCAGCACGCAAGCUGCAGAUGCAGAUGCAGCAGACAGCACCAACAAAACCGCAUCCGGCGUGAUGGCCCAACUCGUCUUCUACCAGUCAGGCGUCGGCACAGGCACAGGCAAGCUGCAGAACCUCUUCGACCAAGGCACAGGCUUUGCGCUCGGCUCCAAGAUCGAAGAAGCCUACAGCUUUAUCGUCGACAACUAUCAACCCGGCGACGAGCUGUUCUUCUUCGGCUUUUCGCGCGGCGCCUACACGGCACGCUGCAUCACCGGAUUCAUCAACUGGUGCGGCGUGCUGAACAAGGUCGAAAUGACGCAUUUUGCCGAUAUCUGGGCUGCGUACCAGCGACGUGACCCGGACGAUAUUGCAUCGGAAGCAGCAGCGGCCGAGGUGCUUUAUGCGGCGACCCAGAAGUACCCCUCUGCGGAAAGCGAGUCAUUGGCGACGAGUAUGUAUGUGUACAACCUGGAGCACAAUGCCAAGUUGAGCGAUGCCGAGCGGAAAGCACUGUUGGAGGGGCGAAAGCGCGAGUGUGCGGAGCGCAGGAAGCGAAGCAUGAUCGUGCCGCCGCAGAUCAAAGUGGUUGGGGUAUGGGACACCGUAUCCGCCCUAGGCUUCCCGGGCUUGUUCCAAGACAAUGCGAUGAUCGAUUUCUUCGACUUCUACGACCCGGGCUUGGGCAGCAACAUCCAAUUCGGCUUCCACGCGCUCAGCCUCGAGGAAGACCGCAAGGACUUUCUGCCGACCAUGUGGUACCAGCCCAGCGUUGCGUCUACGCCGAGCGGGAACGGCGAGAUUUCGGUCCGUGGGCAGCAUAUGCGCAGCAAGCAGCUGCUCAAGCAGUGUUGGUUCCAGGGUGUUCACACGGACUGUGGCGGAGGGUAUCAGUGGCACGGCCUGUCGGAUCUCACACUAAUCUGGAUGGUCUCGCAGCUCGUGGACCCACAUGUGCUCCCGGACGGCUCAACGACGCUCCGCCCGCUGCUCAACAUCGACCUCGGCCUGCUGGCCACCAUCUUGGACCGCCGGCGCGAGUGGGCGCAGCAGCCCCCGCACCGUUCGCGCCCUACAGUCAACUACCAGCACGCGCGCACCGUGUGCCAGCGCUCCUGGGACGCCGCGACCAUGAAGCGCACUGUCUGGGCCAACAUGGCCAAGUCGGGCGCGACACACGAAUCUAUCCACGCGAGUGUGGUGCGUGGCGGCCGACUGAAUCCGGAUACCUCGCCGCAGUUCACCGAGCUGCGCCGCGACGACGCUGAGGGGUUAAAGCGCAUGUGGGAAGAGGCUCAGGACUGGCAGAACGCGCUGAGGCCGACCGAGAAGCUGCUGUAUUGGGAGAGGAGGGGGCCAUACCCGUGGAUCCCACAGGCGGGCGAUGCGUACAUGAACCCGCUGCUGGCACCGCUGAUCAUCUCGGGUGGCUGGAAUAUCCCCGAGCUGGCGGGCAGGGCGGUGAAGGAUGUGGUCAUCAGUGCCGCCAGGGAGAGGCUCAAGGUCGAAAGCGCGAGUAUGGACGUCGACGACAGCGAGGAGGUGCCUCAUGGAAACAGCGAUGGUGCGGCGGACGUCGACGACCAGCCGCUCGAGGGUUGGGGCGAGACCACUGCCCCCACCCCCACCAUCACCAAAACCACCACUGUAUCCACGACCACUUCCAACCCCUCCACGGCCCCACCGCAACAAGCCUACCCGCUCAUCCCCUCGAAAGAGCUCGGCGAAAACCCUAUCGACCCCAGUGCCCACCCGCACCUCCACACACUCUGGCAGCACCUCUACUCGCUCUCCUUGACGCCCAAUGCGCUCGUCGCCGACUUGCUCAACCUGCGUCUUGUCCCAAGAGACAACCUGAACCAAACCGCCUUGCAAAACUGGCUCUGGGACCUGGGCGAUAAGCUGGCCGGCUACCCGGACGACGUCAAGGUGCAGGCGCUGACCGCUGGGCUGCUGCCGAGCGAGAGGAGGAGGCAGAGGAGGAGGAGGAAGGAGGGGGACCGCGUGAAGGGAAAGGAUCGCAAGGAUGCGGGCAAGUCGGUCGAUUUGUGA